CUCGAGCCGCUCCCUUUACUAAAGCACUUGCCCUUCCACAAAAGGGGAUCCUUUUCCUUCAAUCCUCCUCUUCCUUCAAUCGAAAUCGGCGAGCCUUUGAGCGCAAUCUGCUGGGCGAUUCCACGAGAUCUCGGUCUGCAGCUCGAGAUCUACCCAUCUGUGCGGGUACGAAUUCGAAUUCCAUAUCUUCCGAUUCCCUCCUCCCCUUCGCGGCGUCUGCAAUCGAAGAGGCCGAUAGCUAUGGCAUCUCUUUCGCAAGAGCGAAAGAAUGAUGCUUUUGCUCUUCCUGCGUCGGCGAUCUGUUCUGCUUCCCCUUCUUCCUCGUGUUCUUCUGCUUCUGGCUCGAAGUACAUCGAGCACAAUGUAUCCAAGUUGGACACGCUUGCAGGCGUCGCCAUAAAGUACGGUGUGGAGGUUGCAGAUAUCAAGCGAAUUAAUGGCCUAUCGACGGAUCUUCAAAUGUUCGCGCACAAAUCAUUGCUUAUUCCUCUUCGCGGAAGGCAUCCACCGCCUUCUCCCAUCCAAUCUAAAGCUUUGGUUGACAGAGAUGUAUUAGAUUCUUUCCAAUCGGCGAAGUUGAAAUCUGAUGGAAGUUUCAUAACCUCGUCGGCCAUGAGUACGUUACAGAGAUAUUAUGGUCUUACACAGCAUAAAAACAUAUCUACACCUGAAGGUACCGAAAUGAUGACUGUUUACCGAGCCUGCAGCUCACCGAACCUUGAGAAUGAAUCGCUUUUGAAAUCAGCACCAGCUUCUACUACACAACUCAGAAGCCACCGCUCAGAUAAUGACCUUGAGCAGGCCUUGCUGCUUGAUAAAUCUGGAGAUGCUAGUGAUGGUGAGAAAUUGACGAUGGAUAAGUCGGUCAGGCGCCGCCAGAAAACUGACAAUGAUCCUUUGAUCACUCCUGAGGCAGCAAUCGAGGACGACGAUAAGGGCUUAGUAACUAGGAUUCGAAGAGGCUUAGCUCCAAGGUCUUUGUUGGCAAGUUUGAUCGAUCCUGAGCCAGUGAAGCAAAACACAACUCCAACAGAAGAAACAUCUCUAACAAACAGUCUUCUGACUGUAAGGAAGUCUUCUAGCAACUCCAGUUUGCAAGACUCAGAAAACGACAACUCGAUUUGGACUUACUCUAAAUGGACACUGAAACCUGAUUCUGUGACAAGGCCAAUUUUCUCUGCUUUGCCUAAACAAAUCUCAGUCUGGAGGAGCAAAGCUGCUCUAGAUUGACACAUAAAUCUCCUUAGUGGUGCACUGUCACAUUGGAGAUGGAACAUAUUAUGUGAAUUGUUUUGAUGUCUUUAUGUAUUGUUAUAUUUUUGACAAUAUAGGUUGUUGUUGUACACCUCUUUAACUAAGAGGAAUAAUAGAUUUAAUCAUUCAAAAUCAUAUAGUAUUUUUUGGAAAAAUAUUAAAUGUUAAGGAUGUAGAUAUGGGAUAAUAAUUCCAUUUUUCUCUAGUACAAAUAUUUUA
Messenger RNA from Zingiber officinale, 1473 nucleotides. RefSeq lists its product as uncharacterized. Bases 241 to 1230 code for a protein of 329 amino acids. The record is from RefSeq and is a predicted model, not a curated record. The transcript has 3 exons. NCBI's taxonomy places the organism in Eukaryota, Viridiplantae, Streptophyta, Magnoliopsida, Zingiberales, Zingiberaceae.